GAUUCGCCUAUCUGGUUAUUAGCUAAAGGGAAGCACAAUAAAGCCCAGAAAAAUUUAGGAAAAUUAAGAGGAUGGGUAUCCCACGAUAAAUGUGUGAGCGAAUUUAAUGAAAUGGUUAUUUAUACGAUCGAAGCUGUUGACGGAAAUGAAACAGAAAAUCUUGGCUCGGUCUGGCGACAACUGAUACAACCCGAUGUGAUCAAACCAUUUCGUCUUCUAGUAUUCUACUUCUUCUUUUCAAACUUACUUUCUGGAGUACCGUAUUCGCCAUACUUAAUAGAAGUAUUCACUAGAUUUGGUGCUCCUGUUAACGUGGAAUGGACAAUAUCAUUUUCAAUGCUUCUGGGAGUUUUUGCCGGAAUAUUGACGAUAUUCUUAGUAGGAAGACUUGGAAAACGGUUUCUCACACUAUCAACAAUAACCAUUUGCUCAAUAUGUUACAUAUCAAUUGGAUUUCUCGGUAUCUACCGCGAUUCCUCAAAUGAAUCAUUUUCUUGGUCAAUAUUAGUAUUGUAUCUGACAACAACUCUUGCAUCGUCCCUAGGAGUUAUGCCUAUUGCAUGGAUACUUUUAGGCGAAGUUUUUCCCAUCAAGACUAAAAACAUAACUUGUAGCGUGUGUUCAGUAUUGUCAUUUGUCUUUACUUUCUUUUUCACUAAAUUUUAUCAAGAUUUUGAACACUUAGUAGGAUUUUACAAUACGUUUAUCUUUUUUGGAGCGGGAGGAUUGAUUGGAUUGAUUUAUUUUUAUUUUUUCUUACCGGAAACUGAAAAUAAAACAUUAAAAGAAAUUGAAGAAUUUUUUAAAUAAUAAGUUGAACACUGUACCAUACAGGGUAACUGGAUAUCUAGUCAUUACUGAAGGACAUGUUUUGGAAAAUCGCAUUGUUUCAGAACUUUUGAAGUUCGAAAGUUCAAAAGUUGAUGCAUAUUCAUGCUGUACAUUGAAGGGCU
Messenger RNA from Daktulosphaira vitifoliae (grape phylloxera), 953 nucleotides. Its product is annotated as facilitated trehalose transporter Tret1-like. Bases 112 to 810 code for a protein of 232 amino acids. The transcript is spliced from 4 exons. Lineage: Eukaryota; Metazoa; Arthropoda; Insecta; Hemiptera; Phylloxeridae. Gene Ontology annotation, molecular function: transmembrane transporter activity. Gene Ontology annotation, cellular component: membrane. Gene Ontology annotation, biological process: transmembrane transport. The record is from RefSeq and is a predicted model, not a curated record.